Molecule: messenger RNA, 9191 nt
Organism: Micropterus dolomieu (smallmouth bass)
Lineage: Eukaryota; Metazoa; Chordata; Actinopteri; Centrarchiformes; Centrarchidae
Gene: rif1
Product: replication timing regulatory factor 1
Exons: 37
Coding region: 253-8616 (2787 amino acids)
Biological process (GO): telomere maintenance
Cellular component (GO): nucleus
Source: RefSeq, a predicted model, not a curated record
AGCAAUUUCGCGGGGCAGCAGCAGCAGCACAAGAGAAGAAGGAAGCUAAAAUAUUAAACAUAUAAAUACUGGGGUGCAGAGUUACAAACACCACAAAGUGAAGAAGACGGUCGGUGUGUGCGCUGGUCUUCAUGGUGUGUUUGUGUCAUUUCUGCGUCCUGCAUUUCGUCCUGAACUCGGAGCUCUGGAUAGAGUGGAGGGUCAACGCAGCUUUACGUACAUCUCAGUGAGGCCUUGAGGAGGUGCGUAAUAAUGAUGGCGACGGUGGACCCUCCGAGCAGUUCUAGUCUCCUCCCACUGAUGGAGUCUUUGGAGGACAGCACAGCUGGGCAGUCAGAGCAGACAGACGCCUACCUCACCAUCGCCAAUCGUCUCAGCGGAGAAGAAGGCCGCCAGUUUCUCCCUGCCAUUGAAAAGCACUUUUCUCGUUUGGGUAAAGCCACCUUGGCUCACAUAACCAGUCCAAAUGCAGAGCUGAGCCAAGCUGCCUUACAAGCUUUAGGCUUUUGUUUGUACCAUUCUCACGUCGCCUCUGGAGUGUCUGAAACCUUUGCAGAGGAAUUACUAUCCGCACUUUGCUCCUUGGUGAUGAAAUCAACAGACAAGAACACAUGCACCAGAGCAUUAUGGGUCAUCUCAAAACAGAACUUUCCUCCACAUGUGGUUGCCAAAAAAGUGUCGUCUAUACUGGGUGCGCUGGAGAGUGUGUGGAGUAGAGAGGAUGUCCAGUCUGCGGUGAUGGAGCAUGAGGCCUUGAAUGUUGUCAUUAGGAUGGUGGAGCAAGUACCGGCCCAGAUGGGGGAUGGAGCGGUGCGGUGGGCGAAGCUCGUCAUUCCGCUGGUGGUCCACUCUGCCUCUAAGGUGCGUCUACGGGCCGCAGCAGCCGUGGAGAUGGGCAUGCCUCUUCUCCUGGAAAAACAGAUGGACGUGGCUGCCAUCAUCGAACCAAUGAUGUCCUCAAAACUGAUACCAGAGCUCCAGAAGCUUUUCAUGUCCAAGAAUGAAACUAAUGUCCUGAAGCUCUGGCCCUUAUUUGUGAAAUUGCUCGGAAAGUUACUGCACAGAGGAGGCCCCUUCAUCAAUUCUCUGCUGCAUUUGGAGGAACUUGGUUUCCGCAGCUCUUCUCCUACCAUCAAGAAGAUUGCCUUCAUUGCCUGGAAGAGCCUCAUAGAUAACUUUGCCCUGAAUCCAGACAUCCUCUGCAGUAGCAAACGUAUGAAGCUCCUGAUGCAGCCCCUCACAUCCAUCCAUGUCAGGACAGAGGCUCUGCUGCUCACCAAGGUGGAGGUCUGGUGGUACCUGGUGGUGCAACUUGGGCCCAACCUGUCACCCAACUUUGAUCAGGUUUCUGUACCCCUGCUCCAGUGCACUAUUGGAUCUGACUCCUCUUCAGUCCCAGGCACCCCUUCUAGGGCUGUCGGUCAGAAUGGUGCUGUUGCACCGGGCACACCCAAGACUGGCACUUCAGGCUUCAACAGCCCAGCCAGCACGCCUCGGAUGAGCCUGAACUCCAGCGUCCAGAUCCCCUCCACCUUCCCCUCCAUCCAGCUGCUGGGCCUGGAGAUGUUGCUUCACUAUUUUUUGGGACCAGAGGUUAUUGCUGCAGCAUCAAAGAACAAACUCAACCUGAGUCUUGAGCCCUUGAACCACCCUCUCCUCUCUGGUGCAUCCUCUUUUACUAAACAUGCUGCUGUGCUCACCUCUAACAUCAGAGAUGGAUUCAUCAGCAUCGGCAAAGACGCUCCAGAUCCUCUUCUGGCUGUCAUAUGGAACGGCCUUGUCCAGUCUGUCAACUUAACUAUAGAGUCUGUAGGCAGUAAAAAGGAUCGCCAGGGCUGUGAGGUACUGACCAUGAUGCUCCAGGUUCUGCAGAGCAUCGUCACCUCAGAAGCUGUGCCUGCAAAUAAAGUCCUGAUUCUGUUUGAGGCCACAGUGAAAGGUCUUCCACAGAGAGUUCUUGGCUCUGCCUCCUAUCAAGUGGGCAAAAUGGAUGUGCUAAAUGGGACGCCUGCUCUGUUCCUCAUUCUGCUCCUCUACAACAGCAGCAUGCUCUCAGCCUACAUAGAGGACGAGAGGUUUUUUCAGUGCCUUCAAACGCUGGUGGGCUGCGGUUUGUCCGGACCCACUUCCCCUCUUGCGUUCGCGGAGGCGGUGCUGGGGGCCAUCAGACGCAGCGCUGGGUCCGUGCAGAACAAGGAGCGGCUGUGGAUGAUGUGGAGUGUGAUGGUCAGCCCGCUUACCGACACAAUCACACAGUCAAAUGAAGUCAACCAAGGGGACGCUCUGGAGCACAACUUUAGUGCCAUACACUCUGCCUUGUUGUUCCCAGUUACACACCUACUACGUGGCGCACCACUACAGCAGGCGGCCCAGAAGUCGAUGCUGUCUUCGUGGUCAAAGCUGUACAAAGUGUUUGCUCGGUGUUCUGCGCUGGUGGUCACAGCUGAGGAGAACAUCUGCUGUGAGGAGCUCUGUACAAAGAUGACGGCUGCAAUAGACAGAGACGCACUAAUAGUUCCUUCAACGUUAAAUGCUGUUGCCAGUUUCCUCCAUGUCAUGGUCGAGUGCGUGGACUUCUCGCCCUACACUCCUCAGUUUCAGCAGAAACUAAAGUCUCCUCACACUCCAGUAAACUGGAUGAAAAAGAGGAAUAAGGUCCUGGGGAAUCUGUCCACCUUCCAGUCACUGCUAGUUCAAUGUCUAGAGGUUUAUCUGGAGGGCCCUGAGGCUUCCUCUGAAGCCACAGGAUUGGCCCUGGUCACCGUCCUGUCUGCCCUCUUCACCAACCUCGUUCUUGCCAACACUGUCAAAGAAGCCCUGACUUCCCUGAUUCACCCUCUCACCCUCUUCUACAAACAAGCAGCCAGUGAGCCGCCCAAAUUUAACUCGCAACUUCUGGGAAAGUUGGAGAAGCUUCCUUGUGAGGUCCUCGGCUGCCUGCAGACCCGCUCUACUUUGGCGUACAACGAUGAACUCCUGGCUCUGCUUUCUCCUCUGCUUUGCGUGUUGUUUCCUCACAAGAACAAGCAGCUCCGCACUACAGUCGUCCAGUUCUGGAACUCGACCUUCGCCAACUCAGUCAGCCUCACUUAUCCCGAUGAGAUCAGGCCAGUAUUGAGCCAAGUGAAGCAGAAGACCCCAAUCAUUCUUCCUGGCUUUGAGGUUGUCAGUGUUCCUGAUGAGCUCAGUGGACAAUAUUCAAGUGAGAGUUCCCAGUUGGAGACCAAGCUGAGUGGGAUGCCGGUUUCAUCUGCGGGGAAGAGGGACUCUCUGCUGGGAAAGGCUGCUGAGCUGAAGGACAGGAGCUCCACAAAGACCUCCAAGCCAGUUUCUACAAAGCUGGACUUUGGUUCUCCCAAACCUCCUCGCAGAGAGGUUUUAGAGGAGGAGGCUUCCAUUGACUUUGUCUUCAUUCCUCCUGAGACAAAGGAGCGAGUUUUGACGGAGCACCAGAAGGAGGUGAAAAGGACUAAGAGGGUUGACAUCCCUGCUAUGUACAAUAACCUUGAUGCUUCUCUGGAUACAACGGUUUUCACCCAGUAUACACAGAGCCAAGAAGACUCUUCGGACAAAGUGCAAACUGAACAAGCUGAAGAGGUUACCAAAGAGACUUCUGGCACGGUUCUUCUUGAAGCUGUGGAAAAUGAGGAAGAUAAUGAAAUUCUAACAACAGACACUCAAGACUAUGCCAGCCCAAGAGCAGGAGAUAACAUGACAGAAAACCAAGAGCAGGAAGAGAUGAUCCCUGAGUCAGCAGAGGUUUCUAUGGAGGAUGAUGCCAAGAGUGACGAUAAGGCAGAAGAUAUGGACAUCCAGUCUAAAGAAGGCACCAGUCCUAACAUGUCUGGCUCUUCAGAUUUGGUCUCAGGAACUCCCCAGAAACCCAACAGUCGCCGUCAGUCCUUUAUCACUCUGGAGAAGUAUGCAGAGGGAAAGCCUGCCAGCCCCAGCAGUGUGUCCACCUUCACAGGUCCCCUCAUAAAGACCUCCAAUAGCCAAGAACGCUCAAACACCAAGAAGACAUCAUCCUCUAAGGCAUCCACUGCUCCAAAUGUUCAAGAUUCCCAGUCCGCUCAGACUGGAAAAAUGAACUUGCAGUCUCCAGUGAAUGAUGCCACAGAGUCUCCUCGAAGGCCAAAAGACUCUGGGACAAGAAGUGAGCCAGUUAAACUGACUGAGAGGAUGCCCAGUGAUGCGACAGAGGAUGAAGAUGUUAUCCCAGACACCCAGGCAGAAGUGGAGGCCAAGGAGAGUACAGAAAUAGAGGAAAUGAUGCCUUCAAGCCAGGAAGAGGAAUCUGAACCAACUCUCGAUGAUUCUCAAUCCUCUGUGACCCAGACCUCUCCAGGUGAACCCAGGCGGUCUGGACGUUACAGAGUCAGACCUCUGCUACCCGGAGAGGACCCCGAUGAACGCGAAGAUAAAUACACGCAGUUCAAAAGGAGACGUUCUGGAGAAGAACCUAAAAGCAAUUCUCCUAAGUCGAGCUCAGUGCAAAGCAGACCAAACACGCGAAGUAAGCAGGCUGCUGAGGAGGACAAUGGCAGAGACAGAUUACGAAGCAGGGCUCAGAAGGACAAGACUGAGUCGAGGCAAACCAAUUCUCAGGGCAGAGCACACAAGAAGAUCAAAUUGUACAGCAAUUCAGAGUUCCUUGAUCAACCUGAACCCAGAAGGAGAAGCAGUAGAGCGCAUGAGUCCAGCCAAACGGAAACACAGUCUGAUUACGAAAGCCAGUCACAGGGUAGGCAAGGUCGGCGGAGCAAAUCACUAGACACCAAGGAGAAAGAUGGAAUGAAGAAAAAUCUUUUGCCUGACAAAGAAGAGUUCAGCCAAACUGCCACACAUGAGAUUGUAGAACAGGUCGAAAAGGAUGGUGAUAAGCCAAAGAAAGAUUAUCAAAUGAUCACUCCUUCCCCUCAAACUGAUGGUACAUCCCAGGAGUUUGAGCUUGUAGAACAGAUUAAACAAGAUGAUAAACUAAAAGAUUCUCAAAUCAUCACUCCUUCCCUUCAAACUGGUGGUAUAUCCCAAGAGUCUAAGCUUGUAGAACAGACGGAACAGACUGAAAAACACAGUGAUAAACUAAAAGUGACCUCUUCUCAAACUGGUGGUACAUCCCAAGAGUCUAAGCUUGUAGAACAGACGGAACAGACUGAAAAACACAGUGAUAAACUAAAAGUGACCUCUUCUCAAACUGGUGGUACAUCCCAAGAGUCUAAGCUUGUAGAACAGACGGAACAGACUGAAAAACACAGUGAUAAACUAAAAGUGACCUCUUCUCAAACUGGUGGUACAUCCCAAGAGUCUAAGCUUGUAGAACAGACGGAACAGACUGAAAAACACAGUGAUAAACUAAAAGUGACCUCUUCUCAAACUGGUGGUACAUCCCAAGAGUCUAAGCUUGUAGAACAGACGGAACAGACUGAAAAACACAGUGAUAAACUAAAAGUGACCUCUUCUCAAACUGGUGGUACAUCCCAAGAGUCUAAGCUUGUAGAACAGACGGAACAGACUGAAAAACACAGUGAUAAACUAAAAGUGACCUCUUCUCAAACUGGUGGUACAUCCCAAGAGUCUAAGCUUGUAGAACAGACGGAACAGACUGAAAAACACAGUGAUAAACUAAAAGUGACCUCUUCUCAAACUGGUGGUACAUCCCAAGAGUCUAAGCUUGUAGAACAGACGGAACAGACUGAAAAACACAGUGAUAAACUAAAAGUGACCUCUUCUCAAACUGGUGGUACAUCCCAAGAGUCUAAGCUUGUAGAACAGACGGAACAGACUGAAAAACACAGUGAUAAACUAAAAGUGACCUCUUCUCAAACUGGUGGUACAUCCCAAGAGUCUAAGCUUGUAGAACAGACGGAACAGACUGAAAAACACAGUGAUAAACUAAAAGUGACCUCUUCUCAAACUGGUGGUACAUCCCAAGAGUUUGAGCUUGUAGAACAGACCGAAAAAGAUGAUGAUAGACUAAAAGAUUCUCAAAUGACCACUCCUUCCAUUCAAACUGGAUCCCAAGAAUUUGAGCUUAAAGAAAAAAAACCUAAAAAGGGAAAGAGAGCAUCUCAGACAAUCACUUCUCCAACUAACAACGAAUCCCAAGAUACAAGCACAACAAAGUUGGUGAAUGAAUCCGAGGUCAAUGACAAACACAAGACAAGAGAAGGUAUGGAUGACAAUCUUAGUCAAGAGGACUCUGAAGUGAUCACACCUUCGUCUUCUGACAGUCAGUCUGUGCGUAGAUCCCGGAGAAGCAAAUCAUCUGAGGCAGCAGGGUCUGAAGAUAAAAGUGAAAGUAAGGAUUCAUUAGGAAGGCAGAGUAGGUCCAGUUCUCAGGCAGCAUUGUCAGCGGUCGUCCAGGAAGAGGCCAGAAUUGGAGGUAGGACCAGAAGGAGCAAAGUACAAGAGGAGCAGUCAGUGUCGAGUCCGAGCUCCACCCCACAGAGUUCUCAGUCAUUAGAUGUUGCUGGAUCAACGGAGUCCUCUCAAGGCAGGGGCAGAUACUCAAGACGAAGAUCUUCUCAAGCCUUAGUAGCCAAUAUAGAGUCCUCAGAGUCUGAAUCCUCGGAGGCCAGGGACAAUUCACCUAUGCUCAAAAAGAGAGGCAGGAAACCUCGAGCAUCUCUUCAGAGUCCUCUCACUCUUGAAUCUAAAGACAAAAUGACCAAUGAUAUUGUAAAGGAUGAUUCUGAUACUUCUAAAAAGGCAGAUACACAAAGCAUAGAAGAUAAAAAAACUGACACUGAUUUAGAGGAUUCAUUAAAAACCCAACAUCUACAGGGUUCUGAGUCGCUCCAAGUUACACAUAACGUUGAGGAGGAACGUAACGAAGAAUCUCCAAUGGAGGUAGAGGUUGAUACUGUUCAGAAAACUGAGACUGAAGACACAAAGAGCAAAUCGCUCGGUCUGUCCCCUCACAAGGAGGGGCAAAGACAAGAGCGCUCUGAAACGAACAUGGAUGAUGCCUCUUUACAAGAAAGUGACUCUCAGGACUUGCAAUCUGCUGAAAUGCUCGAAUCAGUUGGAAUCUGUACUGAAAAUGUGCCCUGUGACCCAUCUGUGGACGCACUGGUGCCACCUAAUGAGACAACAGAGAAACUGCAGACUUCAGAGGAGGAAGCUGCACCUCAAGCAUCCGAGUCUGUUGAGAAUGUUACAGAAAAACAAAAUGAUGAUUUGGACUCAAACCACCACGAACGUCCAGUUCCAGUGGAGGAUGCAGCUGAGGACAGUCACAGCACCUCUUUUGGACAAAAUCAAAUGGAGUGUCUAGAUGUCGUACCGGAUUUUUCAAAGGAGGAGGAAGAGUCUGCCUCCAUCAAAGAAGGCCAAUCAACAAACGAGCACACAGAGGCCAGCGCCGGUGAUGACAUCACACCUCUACAGGAGAGCGAUAAAGACGGCAAAACCCAGAGUGUAGAGUGUCAGGAUGAAGAGGAAACUGAGACCGCCAACGAUGAGAACAAUGUCGUAGCAAAUUUGGUUGAUGUCUGCAAUACAUCAGUGUUAUCAGAAUCGACGAGCAAAGAUGCUUUUCUGGAUUCUCCAGCAAAACAAAAUGACCUGGAGGCUGUAAUGGAGACGGAUGUCAUCCACAGCCCCAGUAGUGGCCGAACCAAAGGAACCUGGUCUCCUUCAGCCUCCCCAUCGACCAGUAUUCUUAAAAAGGGCCAGAAGAGACCACUAGAGGAUGAGACUCCCUCACCUCUUGUCAAAUCCAGGCGUGUAUCCUUUGCUAAUCCAAUCCAACAUCAGGAAGUAGCAGAUGACAUUGAUCGUCGCAGCCCUGCCAUCAGAACCAGCUCGCCUAGGAGAUCCAAAGUUAGCAGUGUGCCACAGCCUAAGUAUGUCACUACUCCAACAAAAGGCUUGCUGGUCUUUAGUCCCAGAAAUCUGCAUAGUCCAGGUUACAAGAGCUCCAAGAAAUGCCUGAUUUCUGAAAUGAGCCAAGAGCCGCGGCCUGUCUCCAGAGACUGUAUCUACCCUGCCCUGGUUGGCUGCUCUGCACCUGUAGAAGCUGUGCUGCCUCAGAUAUCCUCCAACAUGUGGUCUCGGGGCUUUGGGCAGCUUGUUCGAGCCCGAAACAUCAAAACAGUUGGUGACCUCAGUGCUCUUACUCCCAGUGAAAUCAAGGCUCUGCCAAUUCGCUCACCAAAGAUCUCCAAUGUCAAAAAGGCACUCAAAAUCUAUGAACAACAGCGUAAAGGACGAGGUGGUGAUGAGUUGAAGAGUUUUGAUGAAACUGAGAUGAUGACUUCUGAACUUGAGGAGACCAGUGCUCCUCAAAACCAGGAUGAAGAGGAUAAGACCUCAGGCGAGACACUAGCAACAGAGCUGAUGGACGAGCCUGUUUCUGACGAUGGGAGGCCGGAGCAAGAAAGCUCCGGGAAUCCGACACCUGACACGCUGGUUGGACAACGAAGACCUGCGGGUCACCCUGAAGGGCUGCUGUCAGAGGUGGAGGCCCUGACCUGCAGGAUGACGCCAUUAGAACUCGGUUACUGCUCACCACAGCAGCUCGUUCAGAUGCACGAUCAGUUGGGAGGCAUGAUGAGGCGUGUGGUAGUCGAGCUGCAGACACGCCUGUGCCAAACAGAUGGCAAACCCUGAAGAGACUACUGCUUCUGUUGGAUCAGACUGCUAUAAAGACCUUUUUUAAAAAGAAGAAUCUAUUCAAUAUGACCCAAAGGAUUUGACCCUUUUUCUUUCAUCAACCAAGGCUUUGUUUAGAAAUGGGAGAAGGAUUUUAUGGUUUUAACUCAGAAUGCCUUGGCCUAGUCUCACCUUAUUGUUUUUGUUUUAGUUAUGUUUUUUAAAUGCUAGCAGCACUUUUUUUCAUUUUUAGCUUGAGCUGUUGUGUAGUUUAUGAAUCUAAGAAACACUCAAAGGGAAACACUCUUUUCAAGCUGUGUCAAAAGAAGGUUUUUAAGAACUGUAGUCUUGAUGGUAUUUUCCUACUUUAUCCUCUGUAGACUGUGUAUAUGAUUCCUCCAUGUGCCUGUUUUUAGGCUGUUUACAACUCAACUCAUCAGUGCUCUUGUAUAUUUUUGUAGUCUGUCACUCCAUGUUAACGUCUUAUUGCAUUUUUAAAUUUAUGAAGCAUACUGUAGAUGUUGGUAGACAGUGUGCACUUCAGUCUCUAUUUGUGGUUUUAAAUACUUCAAUAAAAGAAAGAACUGAUUUUA